GUUGCGUCGCCCCUCCUUACGUUUUUAGCAACCAAACGCACGUUUUGUGACACGAUAAUCUCGGAACCCUAUCACACAUUGACACAGUGGCAUCUUGUUCCUUCCUUGUGAUGUGUGUAGGGAAGCGAAGCAGAGAAGAGUAGAUGGUGGGUGAAACGGCGGCAACGGGGAAGUCGGUUGGUUUGGGUUUGGGAUGUGACCCAGUGGUGGGAUCCUUGGCUUGUUCGAAGAAGAGAGAAUACAGAGUCACCAAUCGCCUUCAAGAGGGAAAGCGCCCUCUAUACGCCGUCAUUUUCAACUUCAUCGACUCCCGCUACUUCAACGUUUUCGCCACUGUUGGCGGCAAUAGGGUUACUGUUUAUCAAUGUCUCGAAGGAGGAGUUAUUGCUGUUUUGCAAUCUUAUGUAGACGAAGAUAAGGAUGAGUCUUUUUACACAGUGAGUUGGGCAUGCAAUGUUGAUGGCACCCCAUUUGUUGUGGCUGGAGGAAUCAAUGGGGUAAUGCGAGUCAUUGAUGUUGGCAGUGAGAAGAUACACAAGAGUUUUGUUGGCCAUGGAGACUCCGUAAAUGAAAUCAGGACUCAAACAUUAAAGCCAUCACUUGUGAUCUCUGCAAGCAAAGAUGAAUCUGUCCGGUUAUGGAAUGUUCAUACUGGAAUAUGCAUUUUAAUAUUUGCCGGAGCUGGAGGACAUCGUAAUGAAGUUUUAAGUGUUGAUUUUCACCCAUCAGAUAUAUAUCGUAUUGCUAGUUGUGGCAUGGAUAAUACUGUAAAAAUAUGGUCUAUGAAGGAGUUCUGGACAUAUGUAGAAAAAUCAUUUACAUGGACAGAUCUUCCUUCUAAGUUUCCCACAAAAUAUGUCCAGUUUCCUGUAUACAAUGCUUCAGUUCAUUUAAAUUAUGUUGACUGUAAUAGGUGGCUAGGUGAUUUUAUCCUCUCAAAGAGUGUUGACAAUGAAAUUAUCUUGUGGGAACCUAAAGUGAAGGAACAAACUCCAGGGGAGGGUGUAGUUGACAUCCUUCAGAAAUACCCUGUUCCUGAGUGUGAUAUCUGGUUCAUCAAGUUUUCUUGUGAUUUCCAUUUCAACUUAGCCGCAGUGGGUAACAGGGAAGGGAAGAUUUUUGUUUGGGAAUUGCAGUCAAGUCCUCCUGUACUUGUUGCAAGGUUGUCACAUCCUCAAUCAAAAUCUCCAAUCAGGCAGACUGCUACGUCCUUUGAUGGAAGUACUAUAUUGAGUUGCUGUGAGGAUGGGACAAUAUGGCGUUGGGAUGAUGUUACAAACUCCCCAGACUAACUUGUCACAUACUAUAUCAAUCUGAUGUACCUAUAUCACUGAAUAAAUCAUUAAGUUUAGUCUGUGAAUCCGCGAGUGCGUCCUCAAGCUAAGUUAAUGUUUGUUUUGAAGUUGUGUGAUUCCUCGUUUGAGAUUUGGCAAUGGAGAAAGUUCUCUAGUGCCAACACCACAUUUUUACUAACCUUUUCAGAAGACAAAAUCUUGUCAAUGCCUUCACUUUCUGCAAAUCACCAUAUCAUAACACAAUCAAUUCUAGUUCACAAAA
Messenger RNA from Glycine soja, 1557 nucleotides. RefSeq names its product polycomb group protein FIE1-like. Lineage: Eukaryota; Viridiplantae; Streptophyta; Magnoliopsida; Fabales; Fabaceae. Gene Ontology annotation, biological process: negative regulation of transcription by RNA polymerase II. Gene Ontology annotation, cellular component: ESC/E(Z) complex. The transcript has 12 exons. The record is from RefSeq and is a predicted model, not a curated record. The coding region runs from base 144 to 1292 and encodes 382 amino acids. Gene Ontology annotation, molecular function: nucleosome binding; protein binding.